CUUUGUGUCUACUCAUAAUUAUAUGCGCAUGUCUUUAAUAUAUAGUACAUACAUAUAGUUUGUCUAGAAGACAGUCCAUAAACCAUUUGACCAAUAAAAUAAACAUUGGCAAUUUAAUAAUUGUAUUAAAAAGAAUGAAAUCAUUAGAAAACACAUUUGUUCGUGGGCCAUCACCCUCAUAUUCAGACGAGGUCAACUCGGAGAACGUUAUAUCAGCUACACUACCCAUUGGUUCUUUGCACCAAAUGGAAAGGGAGACAGUAAAAGCACGAAACAAUCAUGACUUUUACAAUUGUCAUAGUCAACAGCAGCAGCAUCCAUUGCAUCAUUACGAUGAUGCCACUAAGCCUAUUAAACAAGGACGCAAUACUUUUGCAUUUUGGACUAUUGUCAUCAUACUUUUAGUACUGACGGUGGGUAAUUUGCUGUUGACUUUAACGAUUAUAGGAGUUUUGCACUUGGGCAAAGGAAUUCAUGGCAUGGAAUUGAUACCCGAAGAGGAUGUAGUGAAGUUCUAUGGAGACACCGAUCUAGAUCGUAUAUUCUCUAAAAACAUUGGACAAUUUGAGGGUUUCGCCGAUGAACCAGUAACAAUAACGGGUGAGGAUGCGCCUGUCUAUGUACGCAUGCAUCAUCGCAACAGUCAGAGCGUCAAUCGUAUGGUCAUGGAUAAGAUGGGUGUUCAGUUUCGUGGAAUUAAUAGUUUCGAGGUUAAAGAUCCCAUCAAUGGUGAUUCCAUAUUUACCACACAUCGUCCGCAUUACAAUAUACCACAUGGUGCCGAGACAUUAAUAUCCAAAACUAAUAGCGCCAGUCGUAUUGUUAGUCCUAUCGAUAAACCACUAUCUUUAUCAUCUUCGGAUAAUCGCAUAUUUAUAAAAGGAUCCGAGGGCAUUCACAUGGAUUCAUCAAAUGUCUAUAUGCAAUCUGAAAAUAAUAUUCAAAUCAAUUCGACUCAAGGCGGUAUUUAUCUUGAGGGAGGUUCGGCCGGAAUUUUUCUGGACAUUAGUAAAAUUCCUAUAGUUAAUUCAGAAUUGGGUCUACGCACAGGAAGUGUACAAUACAAAUUGUGCGUUUGUAUGCCACAAGGUAUUGUCUUUCGGAUCGCCAUACCACGUGUUCAUAAUGGUUCUAAGGUGUCUUGUGCUCAUUUCAGUGGAAAACAUGAUCCAUGUACUGUGAACUGAAUUUUCAUAUCAUAGAGAUUAAAAAUAUAAGAUAUAUAUACUAAUAAUAAUUAUAAAUAUAUUACCGUUUACUCCCAUUUUAUGUACUUAGAACACAUAUUUAAAUUUAAAUAAAAAUAUUAAAAAA
Messenger RNA from Lucilia sericata (common green bottle fly), 1314 nucleotides. RefSeq lists its product as uncharacterized. The transcript is spliced from 2 exons. Lineage: Eukaryota; Metazoa; Arthropoda; Insecta; Diptera; Calliphoridae. Gene Ontology annotation, cellular component: sarcoglycan complex; sarcolemma. The coding region runs from base 135 to 1187 and encodes 350 amino acids. Gene Ontology annotation, biological process: muscle organ development. The record is from RefSeq and is a predicted model, not a curated record.